This is a messenger RNA of Cyclopterus lumpus (lumpfish), 1627 nucleotides long. RefSeq names its product ADP-ribosylation factor-like 6 interacting protein 1 (gene arl6ip1). Bases 148 to 759 code for a protein of 203 amino acids. The transcript is spliced from 6 exons. Lineage: Eukaryota; Metazoa; Chordata; Actinopteri; Perciformes; Cyclopteridae. The record is from RefSeq and is a predicted model, not a curated record.
CAAUUCUCUUUUUCCAUAAAUACAUCCUGCCGCAAGCCGACCGUUACUGACGCCGGAGCCAGUACAGGAGGCGUGCUAGCUGCUGCGCUGCGGGGCCGUUUACCUGGUGAAGAACCGAACCACGCAACACGAACCCGACCGGAGAAGAUGGCCGAAGGCGACAACAAAAGCGCGAACAUGCUCGCUCAGGAAACGGCCCAGCUGGAGGAGCAGCUGCAGGGCUGGGGCGAGGUCAUCCUGGCCGGGGAUCGCGUCCUACGCUGGGAGAAGCCCUGGUUCCCUGGAGCCCUGAUCGGAGCCACCACCGUGCUCUUCAUGCUGAUUUACUACCUGGACCCGUCGGUGCUGACCGGGCUCUCCUGCGCCGUCAUGCUGCUCUGCCUCGCGGACUACCUGGUGCCCACCCUCGCACCCCGAGUCUUCGGCGCCAAUAAGUGGACCAGCGAGCAGCAGCAGCGAUUCCACGAGAUCUGCGGGAACCUGGUGAAGACGCAGCGCCGCAUGGUGGGCUGGUGGAUGCGUCUCUGCGCCCUGAAGCAGGACAAGCCCAAGAUGUACUUUGCCUCCGUGAUCAGCAGCUUGCUGGCGGUGGCCUGGAUCGGACAGCAGGUGCACAACCUGUUCCUCACCUACCUGAUCGUGAGCUUCCUGCUGCUGCUGCCCGGCCUCAACCAGCACGGCCUCAUCACAAAGUACGCGUCCAUGGCCAAGAGGGAGAUCAACAAGCUGCUCAAACAGAAGGAGAAGAAGAACGAGUAGACGGAGGUGUGGAGAGGCGUCUCUGACCAGAUGAACCGCGACAGGAAGUGGAAGGAAGUUGUUUGUAAAAAAAAUAAUAAAAAAAAAAGGGGGAGAGGAGAGCUAGAAAAAGAAAAGAGCCUCCUGCUUCUUUGGUCUCCGCCGCAGAGCAAGACACCACUUUUUUUUUUUUUGUAUCACAUUAAAUAAGUUUCAUUUCUCUCGCCACCAUUUGACAUUUGAAACGGCAUCGCCCACGUUUUUUCUUUAGAGUUUCGCUGCCAUGCAUGACGGUUCUCUUAAAAUGGUCACAGCACUGAACCUCACACACACACACACACACACACACACACACAGCCUCCCUCCCUUCCGUUUCUUAGUUCGAGUGCUUCAUUUUAAGAUGUCAGUAAUGCUUUUAAGCCAUUCCCUCUACUUAGACGACGCGACUACUGAGCAGUUCUUGUAGCAUUACUGCAUCGUUUUAACCCUGAUGGAUUCCUCUCGGUAUUUCUUUUUAAUUUUCUUUUGGUCACUUUAGGACAGGUCAUGUAAAUGUUCCAGUUUUUGCUUCUUCUGCUUUGGUUGUAUUUAAAAUGAUAACGCUGAAACCAAACUGGAUUACGGUGAGCUCUCGAUGUAAGCCUGCUGCUAGCUGGACUCUGGUCUCUUAGGCCCCCCUAGACCCCCCUGACUGGUGUGGGGUGUCUCUGUAAAUAGACCCACAUGUAUUUCCUUCACGCGGUCCGUCGGCCCUCUUCUCUUAUUUAUGUGUUCUUUCCUCCAUCUCAUCCUUUCUGGUUUAAUUACCGUCUGUCAACUCAUUUCAUUUCUUUGUCGUUAUUGGAGUUCUGUACGAAGAUGAAUAAAGUUUGAUUUAAAUUAAGUUUCA